Xenopus tropicalis (tropical clawed frog) is the source of this 3629-nucleotide messenger RNA. RefSeq names its product G protein-coupled receptor 149 (gene gpr149). The record is from RefSeq and is a predicted model, not a curated record. Gene Ontology annotation, biological process: G protein-coupled receptor signaling pathway; signal transduction. NCBI's taxonomy places the organism in Eukaryota, Metazoa, Chordata, Amphibia, Anura, Pipidae. Bases 612 to 2786 code for a protein of 724 amino acids. The transcript has 4 exons. Gene Ontology annotation, cellular component: membrane; plasma membrane. Gene Ontology annotation, molecular function: G protein-coupled receptor activity.
CUCACUCUACUACAGUUCUCACACAGGCAGCAUGCUUUGAACGUGCCAGACCUCCUUGCAAAGGCACAUUCCCAAUCAGGAUAUAUAGUAUGCGGUUUCUAGAAGGAUUGGAUGGAGUUGUCCCGUUCUACACGUCCUUUGCUAAAUGGAUUAUAAACUCACCAACACAAUGCCUGCAUGCUUUUGUUUUUGAAAAGGAUUGCUUUGCCUGAUGCUGUGAAUAAUUACUUUCAUUGUUUGGCAUAAAAGAGAGGAUUUCCCUGUGCUCUGUUGGCUUUGCUUAGAGUCAUAUCUGAAGAAGGGACAUCAGUGUCCUGAAACGGCAGCAACAUUUUUUUUGAGGGGGGGGUUGUUAUCAUUAGCUCUUAAAUGUAUCAGUUCUGUUGCUCUUUCCUUUCAUCACAGAAAUACUCUAUGCUUAGUGCUUGGAAUGCAAUCUGAUGUCAGGCUGUUCUGUUCUGAGAAAAUAACGGGUGUGAAGAGCUUGAAGAAAAAAGUAAGUUUUGGACAGAAGAUUCGUAGUCAGAUAAUACAGCUGUGUCGGGAAGCUGUGCACCAUGGGAGCUUUGGGUAAAGUGUGUCUGGAGAAGUAGGCACAGAGUCACAGGACAAUGUCUGUAAUACCAACUCUCCUACCAACAAAUGGCACCAGGUUUGAGCCAGAUCUUGGCAUUAUGGACAUGCCAAAGGCAACAUUCACAUUUAAUGCUUUAGUCUUCAGCCUGACACUGAUAAUCACUCUGACAGUGUUUUUGGGCAGCAUUAUUUCACUGGUUUCCUUGCUGAAGAUGAAAAGCAAGUCAACUUUGUCUCUGCUGGUGACUUCCCUGUCUGUGGAUGACUUGGUCAGUGUUGUACCUGCAUCUAUUUUUAUGCUGCACCAGUGGACAACUCAUGCUCUACCCCAACCUCUGUGCUCAGCUGCAGCAUUUCUCUACUUGUUCCAAGGAAUCUCAAGCAAUUUAAAGGCAUCCUCUAUUAUUUGCUAUAACUUCUAUACAGUUAAUAAACUAGGAAGCUAUGAAACUACCAAAAUAUCUGUUAAAAUCUUUUGUGCCGUUGCAACUAUAUGGGUGAUUAGUAUACUAAUAAGUGCUAUUCCUUUCUUCGGUUGGGGUAGAUUUCAUACUACGUCAUGGGGAUGCUUUACUGACUGCACAAGUUCUUACAUUUUGUUUUUAUUUGGAUUGUAUUCUCUUUGUUUUUGUAUUCUGGUCAUCCUUUCUGCCCCUCUAACCCACCAGUUGCUGUGUAGUGAUGACCAUCAACAUAUUAAUUACAAAGACAUUAGCAAAGGUUAUCUCACCCCAACUACACCUUUGGGUAGCAAUGCAUCUUCACUGUCCCCUGACAAUCCUGUCGGCAAAACCUUGAAGAAUUCCAAUGAGAAAUAUGUAAGCCCGGAGGCAGUGUUUAAGAGGAGCGUGGCUGAAACAAGUGGGGAUGUACAGCAUUCCUCAAACAGUGUCAGAGGUGGCAGGAACAUUACAGUACUCUAUGCUCAGAAGCGCUUCUCCCUGAUCCUUGCUUUGACUAAAGUCAUUCUGUGGCUACCAAUCAUGAUACAAAUGGUUGUUCAGCACAUAGUUGCCUUUCAGAGCCUCUCUUUUGAGACCCUAAGUUUCAUCCUAAGUUUACUGUCUGCUGCUGCCACUCCGCUGUUUGUCCUGUCUGAGCGCUGGAGGCAUCUGCCAUGUGGCUGCAUCAUUAACUGCAAGAGGAACACAUAUGAAACAUCAGCAGAAGAAAACCAAAUCAAAAAAAGAGGAUUCGACUUCAAUUUAUCUUUCAAUAAAGGCUAUGGGAUUUAUAAGAUAUCGCAGGACAAUCACGCUACCGGGGAAAAUUCCAUCUCAUAUCAUAACUUGAUUAACUACGACUGUGAGAACAUGAAUGAAACGCGCUGUGACCGAAUGCUUAAUUCAGCCAUGCUGGACUUCAGCACCAUAAGUUUCCAGGACAGCUCCCUGCUGAGAGAUGCCAAUAUGCUGAAAAUCCCACAUACAGAUGCAAAGCUGGAGCAGUGCAAAGAAAAGGCUUUUGGGUGUCUUCUAUCAGAGAAAAUUGGUGCCUUUAAAAGAGAUGAUGUAAGAAACUUUGAUAAAUCAACAUUUUAUGAAGGACAGGAAAGGAGGUUGUCUCAUGAAGAGAGUCGCAAACCAGAGCUCACAGACUGGGAGUGGUGCAGGAGUAAGUCUGAAAGAACACCUCGACAGCGUUCAGGAGGAGCUCUGAAUAUUCCCCUAUGUGCUUUUCAGGGAACAGUUUCACUUCAUGCACCCACUGGUAAAACCCUUUCCUUGUCUACCUACGAGGUAAGCAGUGAUGGACAGAAGAUAACACCGACGUCUAAGAAGAUCGAGGUGUACCGCUCAAAAAGUGUGGGCCAUGAGCCCAACAAAGAGGAUUCCCCAAACCAGUUUCCAGACACAAAUGUAAAGAUCCACCUGGAAGUCCUUGAAAUCUGUGAUAAUGAAGAAGCCAUGGACACUGUUUCCAUCAUAAGCAAUAUCAGCCAAUCUUCAACUCAAGCCAGGUCCCCUUCACUUCGCUACUCAAGGAAAGAAAAUCGCUUUGUCUCAUGUGAUCUAGGAGAAACUGCUUCGUACUCUCUCGUCAUUCCAACAAACAAUCCUGACAGCGAUAUUAACAUUUCCAUUCCAGAUACAGUCGAGGCUCACAGGCAAAACAGUAAAAAGCAGCAUAUGGAGAGAGACAGCUAUCAAGAAGAAAUACAACUGUUAAACAAAGCUUACAGGAAAAGGGAGAGCGAUGGGGACAAUUAAAGCAAGAGCAAAGAAAUAAUGAGUCAACAAAGCUAUCACUAGAGUUUAUCUUCCUGGGCUUACUAAUAGUAAUCUGCCUUGCAAAGUGCAAACUUCUAAAUAUCCUAUCUAAUCUGCUUACUUUGCAGCAGUAGUAUCAUUUCUAAUGCACCAGUAUGAAUUAAAGCAAUUCAGUGUGGACUCUAGACUGGAAACAAAGUCAUCAACCAUAUUUAGAUAAGUAACAGCUAAGCCCGUUUGGCAGUGGAAAAUGUAAUAUUCAUUGUCAUAAAGUAGAAACACCAUGUUCCAAACCACAGAGAACCUGCUUACAUUAAAUCAGCAUCACAAUAUUCUAAAUGUCAGGGAAUAGACUUAUAAUUAACAACAUUAGGUCACCUUGAUUGACUUUUGAUUUAUAGACGCAACAUGACUAUUUGUCUGAUUUAUUUAACCAGGUAAAAUUAAAAAUAACAAAUAAAUGUAAGGGUACAUAUUAAAAAGUCUGGCAGAACUCUACACUGGGAAAAAUGUGUCAACAUAACUGUAUAAAGCUUCUCUUAUUAUGGGAAUCAUUUAGAUGCCUGGAAGAAUGAGCCAGUACUGAAAGCUUUAAUGUCAAUAAUCAUUAAAAAAGUAUUAGACCGUUAAAUAGUAUGGCAACUGACUAUAAUAUCAAGAGUGCUAAAACCUAAAGAAAAGUUGAUCCUUGAGUGUUUAGCACUGAUAUCUGUAUACUCUAGUUGCUGUCAUAAAGAUUCAUGGCUCACAGCAAACAUGCUUCAAUAAAACCCAGUGCUUGUGGUGUAAAGAAAAGACUGUUAUGUGUACAGGAUAAAGUGCAAAAACCGGUGCAAGCCAACA